AUGAAGAAGUUUGGUUACCAACAGGCCAAUAUUGAUCAUACUCUAUUCAUUAAACAUAGGGCUGGUAAGGUUACUUUGUUGAUUAUUUAUGUUGAUGAUAUGAUUGUGACUGGUGAUGAUACUAUAGAAAUCGAAGGACUGCAGAAACAUUUAGCAUCUGAAUUUGAGAUGAAAGAUUUGGGUAGUCUGAAAUAUUUUCUAGGAGUGGAAGUCACUCGAUCUAAACAUGGCUUAUUUCUUUCACAAAGGAAGUAUGUCAUGGACCUGCUAGCAGAUAUUGGAAUGCUUGACUGUAAACCAGCUGAUACACUUAUUGUUGAGAAUCAUAAACUUGGUGUUUAUGUGGAUCAGGUCCCAACUAACAGAGAAAGAUACCAAAAGUUGGUUGGGAGAUUGAUUUAUUUAUCAUUCACACGUCCUGAUAUUGCCUAUGCUUCUGCUCCUGGCAGAGGUUUAUUAUUUAAGAAAAAUAGUCACUUGGAUCUAGAAAGUUACACUGACGCAGAUUAUGCAGGGAAUAUUACAGAUAGACGUUCUACAUCAAGUUACUUCACUUUUGUUGGUGGUAACCUAGUUACAUGGCGUAGCAAGAAGCAAAAUGUUGUGUCUCAGUCCUCUGCAGAGUCUAAGUACAGAGGGAUUGCCCAAGGGGUUUGUGAAAUACUGUGGUUGAGGUGGUUACUUACUGAAAUUGAUUUUAGACCGAAUCAUGCUACAAAGCUCCACUGUAAUAAUCAGUCUGCAUUUGAAAAUUGCUAA
Prunus persica (peach) is the source of this 759-nucleotide messenger RNA. RefSeq lists its product as uncharacterized. NCBI's taxonomy places the organism in Eukaryota, Viridiplantae, Streptophyta, Magnoliopsida, Rosales, Rosaceae. The transcript has 2 exons. The record is from RefSeq and is a predicted model, not a curated record. Bases 1 to 759 code for a protein of 252 amino acids.